This is a messenger RNA of Colletotrichum gloeosporioides, 375 nucleotides long. RefSeq lists its product as uncharacterized. The record is from RefSeq and is a predicted model, not a curated record. The transcript has 2 exons. NCBI's taxonomy places the organism in Eukaryota, Fungi, Ascomycota, Sordariomycetes, Glomerellales, Glomerellaceae. The coding region runs from base 1 to 375 and encodes 124 amino acids.
AUGCCUUCCAGCUCAAGACCUGCCAAGAUCCACUACAGCUCCUCGUCCUCCUCCGACUCCGACCUCUCUUCCGCGUCCUCGUCUUACAGACAAAGCAUGGACUCCGUCGCCAGACCGAUUGCCUCCGUCGAGGUCCUCCGCUGCCUGCGCUGCGCGAGGUCCGUCGAGGCCACCUCCACCGACGACUCCAGCUCAACCGGCAUGGUCCGCAUCGCACACAACCUCUACUACUGCGAACGUUGUGCCAAGAUGGUCGGCCUCAACUGCCCCAGACGCAAGACGGGCCAGACCAUCACACGCACCACCACCGACCAGGGACGCCAUGCGAAGGCUGUCUCGACGACGAUCGGUGGUCACGACUCGGCUCGGGUAUGA